UGAUGUCACAGCUGGCGGUGCGUUGGGGCCGCCUAGGCCGGCCUGGUCCAACCGCCAAUGCGUGGCCCAAACACACAACGCGUCUUCAAUCAUCAAUCACGCCAAUUGUCGAUAGCAGUUUGGCCUACAUGGCAAAGGAUACAAUCCGUUUCCCAAGCAUAUUGCUCUUAUGAUCUCAUAGAUUGAGAAAAUGCUGUGUUCGUCCGAAGUCUUUUGUUCAAGAGCUCUCCGCUUGACGACAAGUUGACCAAACACGCCAUGUCAGAAGCAGGGCUUCAAUCUUCCAAACGUCGUCGACUUAAUUCUUCAUCUACGGUAUACCAAUCUGGCACCGUAAAGAGACAACGACGCUUCCGUCCGAAACGAAGGAGCAUACGCAGGGUUAUUCCAGAAACGCCGGAGAAGAAGAGACAGAAGACCUUGACACAGGCGCAAUGGCUCGAGAAUGGACGUGAAGUGCAAUCUGAAGAAGAAGAAGGGGAAGAAGAAGAAGGGGACGAAGAAAAGGAGGGAGAAGGAACAUUGCUGUUCGGUGAUACUGAUGGUCCCACGCCGGCUGUUGGCCCAACCGUGUACGACGGACAAAGGGCAGGCAAUAAUCGAGGACCAAGACGAAGACGAGUUAGACUUAUAGCCACCCCAUCUGACGAUGACGAUUUCAGUGCACACGGCGACACCUCCCGUAAUGCUAUGGAAAGAAGGCAUACCUCUAGGAGUCAAAGCACCCUGACUCAACUGGAAGACUUUCUGACUGAGGAUACUGUCCUUUCAGCCCGUUCAGUGACCCCAGCAGGCUCUGCCGCCACACGGAGGAAGAAGAAAGAUAGUUUACAACGGCAUAAGCAGCGCACGUUGACGCAGAUGCUAGAAGUCCCUGCAUCGGACGAUGAGGAAAUGGCUAUGAAUGACGCUGAGGACCAGGAUGAAUGGGCCGUACAGGGCACUGGCACCGAUGUUGAGCUGGGUACUCAGGACGAUACACACAGCGUCGCCUCUGAUGCCAUACCUAUGGCUUCCGACUGGAGUCCGGCCUCAAAAGAUGCUCUUCGAGUACCAGAUGAUAUUAGACAUGCCCGAAGGCGAGCUUUACUGGCUACCCAAAUCACUCAGAAUCAAGAUAACAUUAAUCCCAAUAUUGUGUCACCCGAAAAACGACGAUCUAUGCACUCCACCGGCCAUGUACUUGCUACUCCGCAGAAAUCUAAACGACGAGAAAUUCCGUCUUCGCAGUCACCAGCAUCUUCUGCGAUCACAACGCUAGGAACAGAUCGAUUCUACGACUCGCCGGUCAAUGCACGGGUACGAGAAAUCGUUCAGGAAACUCCUUCAAAGAGCAGAAGAACUCAAAGAGUGCUCUUCGCGGACUCUGCGUCAGGCUCUUCUAGUGGCAGUACUCAGAUCAAAGAUGAGCCUCUGAGCUCAGCCAAUAUCACAGUCUCUUCCCCUGCGCCGCAAAGUCUGCAGAUGGUUGAUGCGGUUCCCAAGGCUAACCAACGAACAAGUACCAGUACGCAAGUCAACAAGCGCACCAUGUUCCGAAAUGUCAUUCCACCGUCACAAGACGAAGAACUUGUAGAUGAGUCGCAAGGCCAUAACUUGGUCACGAUGGAUGAGGAUUCUGAAGCAGACCUGGGCUCCAAUAGUAAUGCAAUUGUAGGAUCGGAAGACGGAGACAGGCUCUCAAAGCUAGCACAAACGCAAGGGUCACAGAAUGGAAGUUCCAGGGCCAAUCCGGUCUGUGUUUCAACUGCGUGUUCGAAACCAACGUAUGGAUUACAGGUGCAAGAUAUUUCUGCUGCUUGUCACCACGAGUCAGAACUUCACUCCAUUGACCUAGAUUCUCCUGCCUGCCCAUGGCAUGGUCCAGAUCCUUUACCGCGGCUUCCCAUCGCGGAGAAAAAGGGUAUGCCCGUUUCGGAAAACAGAAGUGUUCAGGAGCAAUCCCAAGGUAGCGGAAGCUCGCAGGCAGAAGCGCAAUUGCACGAAGAGAUGAAGACUUACAGUCAACGGAAAGCAGGCAGACAUCUCAAACAGCGCGCGAUGAGAUACCCAUCACAAGCCACGACUAUCGACAUCACUCAAGCAACGCAGUCUCUUGUCACUACAACUGUGACAUGCAACUCUUCCCAACAAGUCCCGCCUCUAAGCACUGCAGCAAACAGUGGAGAGUCUCUUGCACGUCCGCCCGAUCUGAUCAUACCUUCAUCUCCGAUUCAAAUACUCCCACCUCCACUAUCAUCCCCUCCGAUCGAGCUAGUUGAGGACUCACAAUUCGGAGUUGACAAGGGUCGACGUUGUUCCAUGGCACCAGCCAGUCUGGGUCUCUGGAGCUUACCUGCCCCUCCGCCGUUGGACAGUGAUGAAGAAGAGGAAGGUUAGGGGUAUGGAAGUUUGUAGACAAAGCACGAGAGUGACACGAAAAUGAGAUAAACGAUGAAUUUCUAUCGAACAUCUGACAGACUAUGUAUGUACGAGCUUUGUAUGCAAUAGACGUCGUAGGAGCUCGCAGUUCUACGUUCGCGGAU
Messenger RNA from Pseudovirgaria hyperparasitica, 2525 nucleotides. RefSeq lists its product as uncharacterized. NCBI's taxonomy places the organism in Eukaryota, Fungi, Ascomycota, Dothideomycetes, Acrospermales, Acrospermaceae. The record is from RefSeq and is a predicted model, not a curated record. Bases 259 to 2379 code for a protein of 706 amino acids. The transcript has a single exon.